GCAGAGCUCCUUGAGAACCGAGCCCCUGAUGAACCUGUUCCACUACCAUCACCAAUCGAAGAUUUUGAAGCAGCCAGUGUGACACAGGCAUAUAAUGAAGAGUUUGAAGCAGCCAUUGUGGCACAGGCAGCUGGUGUUGAACAGAGUAGCCCCGAAACUGCAGACAAGAGCCUUCAAGUUGUGAUAAAACCAGUAACAUCUUGCACGGCGUCACAAGCAGACAUAAAAAAAAGUGCAACUUCAUUUCACGUGGGACGCAGACAAAGCCUCGGGGUGUUUCAAUCGGUGUCCAGGUUGGCAACUUCACUGCAGAUGUUGCUACUCAGGUCAUGAAUGUGGCAGAGCCAUGUUAUGAGAGUGACAGUGACAGCCUAAGUGACAGUGAACCUCCUUCUGAUUUCGACGACGAUUACAAUCCUGACAAUGACCCUUGCCACGAGCCCGACACCUGUGCCGACUCUUCGGAAGAUGGAGUAAUUUUAGUUGAAAAAAGGCACCUGACCACAUUGUUUCUAGUCUGCCGCACAUGCCUUGCUCCUUGCACAUACAGUCUUCGCUGUGAAGGGACAGUUACAGAGGUGUGUGCUCAGUGCCCACUAGGAUACCAGCUAUGCUGGAGGAACCAAGACGUUGUAAACCAGCAGCCAGUGCUAAACCUGAAGCCUUCUGCUGCCCUUUUGUUUUCGGGCAAUAACCCUGCUGCAACUUUGAGGAUGCUGGCUUCUAUAGGUGUUGAAGUAGUUACGGACAGGACCUUCUUCAAUAUCCAGCGUAUUCACCUUUGGCCUGCAGUGGACAAAGUUUGGAGGGAACAACAAAAGCAGCUAUUCGAAAAUGCCCGUGGCCAAGAAGUUGAGCUUGCAGGGGAUGGGCGGGCUGAUUCGCCUGGCUUCAGUGCCAAAUUUGGCACAUACUCUUUGAUGGAUGUUGCAAACAACAAAGUGCUCCACGUAGAGCUUGUCCAGUCAAAUGAGGUAGGCGGCAGCUGCCACAUGGAACUGGAGGGUCUUAAGCGUAGCCUUCAGUUCCUAGAAAACCAUAGUAUCUCUGUGAAGACUCUUGUGACUGACCGGCAUGCUCAGAUCAAGGCCUAUAUGCGAAGAGAAAAACCAGGAAUCAGGCAUGAGUUUGAUAUCUGGCACGUCGCAAAAGGUGUCUCUAAAAAAUUGACUGCCAUUUCAAAGCGACAUGACUGCAAAGAACUGCAGCCAUGGGUGAAGUCGAUUCAAAAUCAUUUCGAGCAGAUUGUUCCCAAGUGGCUGUCACUACUAAAUCAUAUUAAGGAUGUGCACAUUCACAAAAGUGCAGUAUUCCCAGCAUGUCUACAUGAGGAAACUGAACGACGUCAGUGGCUCAGUGAGAAGUCUAAGGCAUUUGAAAGGCUCCAAGCAAUUGCGGCUUCAAAGCCCCUUUUAUUGGACAUGCCCAAGCUAUCAACAUCACAUCAGACCUACGGUCUUGAAACUUUUCAUGGACUUGUGAUACAUUUUGCUCCAAAGUAUUGUCAGUACUCAUACCUUGGAAUGAAGGCAAGAACCCAGUUAGCCGUCUUGCACCACAAUGAAAACAGUGAAAGAGGCCAAGCAUGCAGAGUAGAUGGUGAAGCCAGGUGGAAUGUAAAAUAUCCAAAGGCUACAGGGGGCAAGGGAAUUGCUUGCCCUGUAAAGGAACGGACAACUCACAAAUAUGUGAAGAUGCUUUUGGACCUCGUGAUGGUGGAGGCAAAGAAUUCGUCAUCACGGUUCAAGAAAACUCGGCUCCCGAUGACCCCGCUACCAUUGUGCAGCCAGUUUCCUCAAGUUUCCAAGGAUGAUGCUGUGAGACGGAGGAGAACAAGAUUCAAUAAGUAACGUCGCGAGCUCAUUCACUGAGAACAGAAAAAUUGGCUUUGCGUGUUGGUGCAAUUGCCUGAUGCAUUCUAAUAAAAAAUAUUCCCAGCCUGCAAAUGUCCCUACUAAACUUACUACCGUGCUUUCAGUAAUUACGCAGAAGUCCAGUGACUUUGUAGCCAUUUCUUUCUGGUCUCAUUUAUUUACCUCUGCAAAAUUCCUCUAAUUUGAGACAUCUCUUCCAGGUACUAUCUGUAGUCAGACAGUAAAG
Molecule: messenger RNA, 2100 nt
Organism: Dermacentor andersoni
Lineage: Eukaryota; Metazoa; Arthropoda; Arachnida; Ixodida; Ixodidae
Source: RefSeq, a predicted model, not a curated record